This is a messenger RNA of Poecilia latipinna (sailfin molly), 2705 nucleotides long. It is a transcript of the gene mettl16, whose product is annotated as methyltransferase 16, N6-methyladenosine. The record is from RefSeq and is a predicted model, not a curated record. Gene Ontology annotation, cellular component: nucleus. The transcript has 10 exons. The coding region runs from base 194 to 1849 and encodes 551 amino acids. Gene Ontology annotation, molecular function: 23S rRNA (adenine(1618)-N(6))-methyltransferase activity. Gene Ontology annotation, biological process: rRNA base methylation. Lineage: Eukaryota; Metazoa; Chordata; Actinopteri; Cyprinodontiformes; Poeciliidae.
ACGUCUGGAACGCGUCGAUGACGUCAACGCGCAGCAGCGUGACGUUGGAAGGCGUUCAGGAAAGAGAGAAACGUUUGAACAACGUGAGCAGUUUGAUCUUCUGUUGCAUUUAAUAUUUCAGCGCCGGAGUUGAAAUACUGCUAACAACGAGAUUAAGCCGCUGUUCAUCCAAAUAGACACUAGGAUUAUCGCCAUGGCUCUCAAUAAAUCUAUGCAUCCUCGGAACCGAUACAAGGACAAACCUCCGGACUUCGCCUACCUGGCGUCCAAGUACCCGGAUUUCCAGCAGCAUGUUCACACCAGCCUCACAGGAAGACCUGUUGUGAAUUUCAAAGAGCCGGAGGCAGUGCGUGCGCUCACCUGCACUCUGUUAAAGGAAGACUUUGGUUUGACCAUCGAGAUCCCUCUGGAGCGCCUCAUCCCCACCGUCCCCCUGCGCCUCAACUACAUCCACUGGGUGGAGGACCUCAUCGACGGCCAGAAGCAGCCUCGCCGCGGCAUCGACAUCGGUACCGGAGCGUCCUGCAUUUAUCCCUUACUGGGAGCCACAAUGAACGGCUGGUUCUUCCUCGCCACAGAGGUGGACGACAUCUGCUUCGACUACGCAAAGAAGAACGUGGAGCAGAACAAGCUGUCAGACCUGGUGAAAGUUGUAAAAGUCCCGCAGAAGACUUUACUGAUGGACGCCUUAAAAGAAGAGACAGAAAUUAUUUAUGACUUCUGCAUGUGUAACCCACCGUUUUUCGCAAACCAGCUAGAAGCAAAGGGGGUGAACUCCAGAAACUCACGAAGACCUCCUCCCAGUUCGGUGAACACGGGCGGGGUGACUGAGAUCAUGGCGGAGGGCGGCGAGCUGGAGUUCGUCAAGAGGAUCAUUCAUGACAGCCUGCAGCUGAAGAAGAGGCUGCGGUGGUAUAGUUGCAUGUUGGGGAAGAAAUGCAGCCUGGCACCUUUGAAAGAGGAGCUGAGGAAGCAAGGGGUGCCCAAAGUGACCCACACAGAGUUCUGCCAGGGACGGACCAUGCGCUGGGCGCUGGCCUGGAGUUUCUACGACGAUGUGACUGUCCCGUCUCCUCCCAGUAAGAAGCGUAAACUGGAGAAGGCUCAGAAGCCGCUGUCAUUCACGCUACCAGAGGCAGGUGUGAAGGAGCUCCAGGCCAAGGCCUCAGCUGCAGGCUGCAGCAGCAGCAGCUGUAGUUCUGUGGACAGCAUCACUGCUCUGCUGGAGAAAACUCUCACUGAGCUGCGGGUGCUGCAUAAGCGAGCUCCCUGCAGUCAACAGGAGCAGAGUCUCUUCCUGACUGCUGUGGAGAACACCUGGAUCCACGGCCGACAGAAGAGGCGUGAACAGACACGUCAGCUGCGAGAGCUUCCCAGGGCUCCUCCCUGCGCUGGGACCAGUAUACAAACCAGUACGGCCACAGCUGCUCCCGUUUCCACUGAAAACCGAGGAAAUGACGAGAGCCAGGAUGUCGACCUCAAGGGCAAAUCCGUUCCUUCAAAAGAGUCGAGCACAGAAACCGAGACCUCGGCUGAAGGACGAGAAGAAAAAGAGGCGCUGGCGAACACAGGGGGUGAGGAUGUGGACAUGGAUUCCUCUGCCUGCGCAGAAACAAGACAGGAAGCGGACGUGAAAACUCCUGCUGCAGAGAGCGCUGGUGACACCGGGCGGCCCCGUACCCCUGGAGGGGUUGAGCACUUUCUGUUCAAGUGUCUGCUGAACGUGAUUCCAGAGGGAAACGACGUAGGGGUUGAGAUGCACUGGGUCGAGGGUCAGAACAAAGACCUGAUGAAUCAGCUGCGUACAUACCUCAGGAACACACUUUUAAAAUCUGUGGGGAAGGUCUGAAGUUCAGGGAGACAGGAGCUGGUCUCACAGUGGUAUGUUCAGACCCUGAAGUACAGUAUUUCCAAAUUAAUUGUAUCGUUUUAUAAAACAGAAAACUCCUUCAAAGUUUAUUCACAUCAUUUUAUAUUCUCAUUUAUCCCUAGCUUAUCUUUUAAGGUCAUUUUUAUUCUUGAAACAGAAAACAUGAACAAACUUUUGAAAUAAAUAUUUCAUGAAAAUCUUUGCUUCCUGUUUUUUUAUUAUUUCGCAGUACAUUUCAGUAACCACCAGAGGGUGUGAGUCCCCUGCCCUGCUCUGGUGUAGCAGCAGUAAUUCUUGUUUUAUGUACCAGAUUUUGUAAUGACUGUCUUGGACAAUUUGUUUAACUUUUGCCUGUUUUUCUUCAGGAAGUUUGUAGAGUCUCUCAGUAUUUCCCAUGUUUGGAGAGCCAUCAGUGUCGAAGCUCUCUAUUAUAGUUGCUGUCAUACAUCCGUAUUAGAGUCCAGUCAAUAACAGGAACACAGAUUUAAACAUCUUGAGCCUUGCACACGUAGAUGCACAAUCCCUGCAGUAAAAAAACAAAACCGUUCCUGAUCGUACAACAUGUGCCUUGGUCAUGGCCGGACUUUGACUCCACUGUGUGUGUGGGGGGGGGAGGGAGCAAGUCAUGUGCUAUCCAGCGAAAUUAAACUAGUUUGUUUGCUUUGUUCUUUUUGUCAUUGGCCUGGAGCUUAGUGAGUUAAUGUUAACAGUUCAAUUUAUUUAUAUGUUUUCCUAAAAAUGUAGGAGUUUUGCUUUAUUGAUGACACAAGAAGUCUAAGUGUUGCUGUUUUGUUUGGUAUCAAAUAAGAUUGAUAAUAAAAACCUAUUCAUCAUC